AUGUUGUCCGCACCUAUCAGUCUUCCUACCGUCUUUGUUGGCGCCGCCGUAAUCUUUCUCUUCGCCCUCGCUCUAUACCCUUCCUCGCUGUUGCGCUGGUUCCAACGCAAGCGCUAUCAAUAUGAAGUCACGUUUUCGCUAUACAUGUUGACCCCGACCGAGAAAUUCAUCUUCACCAUGGUCUCGAUCGCCGUUGCAUUGUAUCUGCCCCGUCAUGUCAGGAUCAUUGCCCAUCGUGCCUAUUACUACGUAUCGGGCGAUCUGCUGAAGAACGGCACAACAAGUAGCGUCUCGGGCACCACCGCCGAUAUCUUGACACCCACAAUUGUUGCCGAAGCCGCUGGUAGUGCUUAG
This is a messenger RNA of Aureobasidium musti, 354 nucleotides long. Lineage: Eukaryota; Fungi; Ascomycota; Dothideomycetes; Dothideales; Saccotheciaceae. The record is from the annotation of a GenBank genome assembly.